Molecule: messenger RNA, 1541 nt
Organism: Ceratotherium simum simum (southern white rhinoceros)
Lineage: Eukaryota; Metazoa; Chordata; Mammalia; Perissodactyla; Rhinocerotidae
Gene: KNSTRN
Product: kinetochore localized astrin (SPAG5) binding protein
Biological process (GO): mitotic sister chromatid segregation; regulation of attachment of spindle microtubules to kinetochore; spindle organization
Cellular component (GO): microtubule plus-end; mitotic spindle; kinetochore
Source: RefSeq, a predicted model, not a curated record
GUACAGCAUGGCAGCCCCCAAAGGCGUGGCCCACGGCAGUGCCUGCAGUACAAGAUGGCCGCCUACAGGGUACGCACCGCACCCACUUCCGCCCGGCCACCGGAAGUUUCUAUUUGAAACCCAGGCGGCAGACCCGGCCGGCGGAGCGGCAGUUGCUGCAGAGCAUCUUCCGAACCAGAGCGACGAGGGCUGCAGGCAGGAGCAGCAGGCGCCUGGGGCCCAGCCGUGCCGCCUCGUUACGAUGACCAGCGUGGUUAAGACAGUGUACACCCUGCAGCCCCCCUCUGUGCUGAGCGGCGGCCUGCCGGCAGACAUACAAACUCGAGCCACUUCUAAGAGCUUAUUACCUGUUAAGUCCAAGGAAGUUGAUGUUUCUAGAUUUCUGCAUUCGGGAGGUUCAGAGAAUGAUGUUACAAAAAUCAUCAAAACAAGACGAGAAAAUGGGCAGGUGAAAGCUGCAGAUACUGCUAUCAGGAGGAAUGUCAGAAAGGGCUACAAACCAGUCAGUAAGCAGAAAUCAGAGGAAGAUCUCAAGGAUAAGAACCAGCUCUUAGAGGCCGUCAACAAGCAGUUGCACCAGAAGUUGACUGAAACUCAGGGAGAACUGAAGGACCUGACCCAAAAGGUGGAGCUGCUGGAGAAGUUUCAGGACAGCUGUUUGGCAAUUCUGGAGAGCAAGGGCCUCAACCCAGUUUUAGGCAAUGAGACCCUGGCGUCAGAGCAAGAACCCACCACAGAUCAUGUGGACUCUAUGUUGCUGUUAGAAACUUUGCAAGAUGAACUGAAGCUUUUUAAUGAAACAGCCAAAAAGCAGAUGGAGGAGUUACAGGCCUUAAAAGUGCAGUUGAAGAUGAAAGGAGAAGAGAGGGCCAAGUUCCUAGAACAGCAGACCUUAUGUAACAGCCAAGUAAAUGAUUUUACGGCAGCCCUUGAGGAAAUGGAGCAGCUAUUAGAGAUGUGAUAAAAAGCAAGUGGCCAGAUGGCUCCCUCUUGGGGAUAAACUCUUAGAGGAAGCCACUUAGGACAUCUUCUUGGCCAUGAUAUUCUAGGACUCACCAUCCCAGAAUGGAAACAGUUUCUCCAGUAGGAUUAAGGACAGUUUAUGCUGGAAUGGCGGUUCCUCCUUUCAGUAAGUGUUCCUAAUCUUCAGAUUGAUCAGCUCUUCUGAACCUCACACUUACAUAAUUCAGGCCUAGAAGAGGGGGGCCUGGAAGCUUGGAUCGACCUCCUAGGCAACAUAGUGGCACACCAUGAGAAUCAGAAGACUAAACCAGCCACAGCCAGAGAAUCCAAAAGGUCACGUUCAGAUGCAGAGGAAGAAAACCUUAAUUGUACAGUGGAGCACAGGUGCUCCACAGGAGCCAUCACUGAGGAGCUCUGCUGUCUGCUUCUCACUUGGAACACGUUCUGUCCCGUCCUGGUUGGCCUCUGUACCUCAUUGUAAGUUUAUGAACUUGAAGUUACUUGCAGUGGCUUAAUAAAUGGGGUGAAGGUGUAGAUAACAAUAACACCUACCAGAAACAAUACACCUUGGAGCUUUU